GAAGCGCCAAGUGGGACAGUGGGGCCGAGUGGGGCCGCUUUCACGCCGUCUCGAGGGCCCUUGAGGUGCUGCAUGAUCGCAAGGUUUCGGCGGCGCAGGCUAGAGCCGAGACCGUAGCUCAUUUGAGGCGGUAUCCAGAAGCGUAUGUUGAAUUUUGGGAUCGCGUUGACGACCGCGGUCAGGGCGUUGAGAACUGGGUUGAUUACCUGGUCAGAAUGGCUGUGGCCGACGCCUGGGCAGGUCACUUAGCGUUGGUCGCAUGCGCAAAAACUCUGAGGAUCUGUUUGCUCAUCUUGCCGGAAGACGCUUCGCGGGUCACAUGUUGCUUUGGCAAUCCUGCUCAUCCACCGGUCGCCCUCUUCCACACCCGCAAUCACUACGACUUGCUGCUGCCGUCGGAGGGCACUGUGUACCCAAGUGUUAUCAUGGACAUUGCUAAGGUUUUGCGUUUGGUGCUGGACGAGGCCGGCGAUGAGAUUUCGCACCCGGGUGAUUUAAACCACGGUGGUGACAUUGAUGUGCCUGGUGAUCGAGCGCAGGGGUCUGGGCGAGGCCAAAAGGACCAACCUCGCAGCAUCCAGGACUUCUUCACGCAGUCUGUCGACGGUGCCAGUGUUGCAAGCGCUCAGGGCUUGACAGCUGAGAAGGCCCAGGCCAAUCAAAUUGAUCCUCAACGGCGCGACCCUGCCGUUCAGCUUCGUUUAGAGGGGUCGCCGAAGCCUGAUGGUUGCGAUGAAGGAGGUUUGACUGAUGCUGAAGGCCUCCCCCCACCGCCAGCUCCUGCACCUCAGGUCAGACUAGGCUCACGUGGCCGUGUCCUAAAAGGGAGGCGCAAGGCUGCCGACUGUUGGCGAUGUGAGUGGUGCGACUUUGUCGCUGACGGUAAAUGGUAUGCUAAGCGGUUUAAUCAUGUCCGAGCUUGGCACCCGGAACACCUGCAUCUGUUUUCCCAGCGUGUGCUUCCGGUUUUUCGGCUUCCUGGCCCGACAGACACCGUUCUCUGGCCGUGUCCCUGCUGCAACCUGGCCCUGCUGGAGCAACAGCCUCCUAUUUCCAAGGACACUGCUCUCAAAGCUCGCCUUCGCCACCAACGUGAGCAUCACCCUGGUGCCUCAAAGAAGAGUUUCCUGCUGCCAACCACCCGUGAUAAUGCACCAAAGGCCACUCGAGCGGUCCUUGCGGCUGGGGUUGCACCCCGCCUCCUUCAGCGGCGCACGGGAGAGUACGGGGAUCACAAGGUGGUGUUCUUUCGCAUCCCUUGGCUCGGCAGUGCGGUUAAGAAGGCCAGGGCCACGCGGCUCGUGCACUUUUGCACCGCUUGCGCGCAGUACGGUGACACCCCGAAACGGUUGCGUGCUUUACGCUGUGCCCCGAGCCCGGGUUCUGCUGGGCGGUCCAAGUUUAUCGCCAAGCUUCGGGCUGCCCUUGAGGAAGAGCAUUCCCCUGAGCUUCUCGCUGCUGUCAAGCGGCUGCUCAAGCUGUUGACGGCUGCCACUGACCGCCAGACUCGCCGGGUCACUGGCAAGCGGUGCCCACCGCCGGCUCUGCGCAAGCAUGAGGUGUGUGUGCGUUGCGUGCGCCGGCACGUGCGCGGCGGAGGAGACGUGAGCUUGAGCAGGCCAUCGCCUCUGAUGAUGUCGUUGGGGCCGCUGGCCUCGAUCCGCAUACCAUCGCCGCGCCCGCUCUGCCCAUCGGGUCUGACAACGCUCUUGUUCCGUCCUCGGCUCCGGUUCUCACUGCUUGUGCGUCGUCCACGCCCACUGGCCUGUGUGUUCGUCCUGCUCAUGACGGUGGUCGCUGACAGACUCCGCCUGGGCACGCUAAACGUUGCCACUCUUGCGGGCCGUGUUGCCACGGUCGUCGCUUUGUGCGUCUCUCUUGGCCUGGACUUGUUGGCGCUUCAAGAAACGCGUGUGCCGGUUCACUCGCGCGCUUCGGUUGAGGCGGCUUUUGCUAAGGCUGGUUGGCACUGCGUGCUUGGCCCGCAUGCGGAGGCCAUCGAUGGCAAACCCCAGUAUGGUACCGCCAUUAUCUCUCGUGUGCCGGUUGUCCAGUUUGCCCUGCCUGAGACUUUGGUGCUCAAGGGUCGUGGGUGUGGUGUACGCGUCCACCGUGUGAGAACUCAGGGUUCCUGGAGGUAUGCCGACGAGGUUGUCUUGGGCGGCUGCGUGAUGCCUCCCACUAGACGUGAUAAGCAUGGUCUUCCUACCGGCAGAUGUGUGGAUUUCGCUUUGUCCACCGUCGGUCUCCCGGCUUUGGCUCGUCAGCAAACUCGUGGUCCGGCAGAUCACGACUUGAUUGCCUACGACUUUGGCAUCGACCGUGACCUUCGGGCGGUUCUGCGGGCUCCUUUCCGUCUGCCUUUGGUUGACUCCGUGGAGCCUGUCUCUUCGGAUUCCUGGCGCGUUAGUUGGGCUCCGCGUGACUCGGAGUUCUCUUCUGCUUUGCAAACUGGUGACCUUGACCUUGCUUGGUCUUUGUUGAGCGACGCGGCUGAGACCCUUCUGUUGGACCCUGUGCGGUCGUCUGGUGGCACUGCGCGCCGGUCGCAAGUGCUCCGUCCCAGACCUGUGGCCCUGUCUUCUACCAAGGCGCCCACGGUUCAGUCCCACAAGGAGCGCUGUCUCCCCCGCUUGGCGCGUCGUGCCACUGAGCUUCUUCGCUUCCCGGAUAGCCACGACGCUCCCGUGUUGAGACGCAAGUUGUGUGUUUCGGCUUCUUCGCUUGGCCUUUCUUUUCAAGGUAACUUGCCUCGGCUGGUUGAGGAUGCGCUGUCCGCUGCUGCUUCCUUGGAAGCUUCCUCGGUGGCCUUCCGUGUUGCUAGUUGGCAUAAGGCUCUUCAGCCGAACCCUAAGCGUAUGCGCCAGUGGAUCCGGCGCGUUCCCGCUGCGGAUCCUCGCCCGCCUGGCGGUGACCCGGUUCACCCUUUGGACAUCGCCGCGCAGGAGCACGACAGGUGGCGUCGCCAGUGGACGCGCGAGCCUGCGCAUUCUGCUGACGAGACUUGGCAUUGGUGUUUGGCUCAGGGUCCUCCUGCCGCUGCCUGGACUCAGGAUGACCUUUAUCCCACCGCUGAGGCCCUUCUUGCUUGCAUGCGUGCCUCUGCUCGCCGUGCCCCUGGUCUUGACGGCUGGGCUCCCAGCCAAUUGUCGCGCCUUCCCCUGGACUUUUACGAGCUUCUUGCCCGGCUUUGGGCUGCUUGUUUGUCGGAGGCCAGCUUGCAGCGAGCCUGGUGCCAGGUCCGUGUUGCUCUCCUGCCUAAACCGGACGGUGGUCGCCGGCCCCUGGCCGUGGCCUCUGCUCUUUGGCGCGUGCUUGCUACGGUGGUGGUUCGCAAGCUCCGUUCCUGGACCUUGUCUUGGGUUCCCGCUGAGCUGCUUGGGUCCGCUGACGUGCAGCGGUGCUUUGACUCCGUGUCCUUUGACCAGGCCUUUGAGGCGUUCUACUCCCGGCAAGAGCGCCACGUCGCUUGGCAAGGUGUGUACCACCACUCCCCUGCUGCCGAGCCGCGGGCUUCCCUGGCCGUUUACCUUGACGACAGAACCGUGCGGCGUGUGGGGAGGCAGGCUUCCCAGGUUGUUGUCGCGGCUGCCCGUGCGGGCACCACCUUCGACGACUGCCGCGGCCCCUGGUUGCGCCCGGAGAAGCUUGGCUCUAUCGCUACCACGGCGCGCGAACGAGCUGCCCAGCAGGCGGAGGCCCUGGUUGUUGGCACUGUCAAAACGCAGUUUGUGCUUUUGGGCGUCCCGUACACCUUUGGCACCACGUGCCUUCCGGACACCACUGCUCUCACGGCUUCUGUUCAGCGGUGCUGUGAGGGCGUUGCCCUGGCGGCUGCCUCUCCGGCGUGCCGUGAGUUGGUGCUCCCUCUCUUUGCUCGGGCGGGGUCGGGGACCCACUGUAAGCAGACCCACGUUGACACUUGGACUCGGGCCGUGGCCCUGGCCCAGGGGGUCAUAAGACUCGUUCCCGGCUGCCGUUGGGGCACGUGGCAGACCUCGCCUUCGCUGGCUUGGGCCACGGUGCGUCAGGAGUGGCUUCGCUGUUCUCUCCCAGCUGCUUACCGCUUGGGUUCUGACACCAUCACUCCGAGGUGGGUCGCUCUUCAACGCAAGUGGGGCUGGACUUCCGCCCCUGACGGUUCUUGGAUCACUGGGCUCGGCGUCUUGCGCCCUGGUUGGGAUGGCCUCGGGUGUCUCAGGCGUGUCGCUGACUACGCCUUCCUUCAGCAGGUCUGGUCUUUGGACCCCAAGAGCAGUGAGCACGACCUUGCUCUGUCCCUUCCGGCUUUUGGUCCUGCUCGUCGCUUCGUGGAAGGGCAGGACCGCCGUGUCCUGCGCACUGCCACGGCCUGUGUGGCUGAUGCUCGCCUCCUCAGCCGGCUUCUGCCUUGUGCUCGCUGCGAGCGGGCUCUGCUCCUGCGGCUGCUUCCGCUGCCUCUUCCUCGCAGCUUGCCCCGCUAUGCUGAGGGCAGGGUGCUGUGUGCUUCUGACGGCGGAGCCUUUCUUCGCCCCCAGCUUGAGUGGUGGCAACGAGCCGCCUGGGCUGUUGCUUUUGAAGGGAAUAAGAGCCGGACUGUCUUCGGUGGCCUCGUCGCUGGAAUGGACCAGUCGCCGCAUGCCGCAGAGCGUGCCGGCCUCUGGCAGUUUCUUCGUCACCUUCACCAUGCUGACGUGCCCGCCACGCUCUACCUGGACAACUUCUCGCUGGUGCUGCGCCUGCGCCGGGGCCUUUCGCUUGGCAUAUGGUCCGGCUCCAACCCUGCCUUUUGGCAGGCGGUGUCUAGGACGAUCCGUCGUGAUCUCGUAGUUGCAUGGGUGCCGUCGCAUGGCAAGCAAGCUAGAUGGCAAGCACUGGAGCCGCGUCAGACGGCGCUUGUCCGUGCUCUCAAUGCUGCUGCAGAUGCUAGGUGCUCCUCCACUCUGCUGCAAUUGCGGCCGGACUGGGAUGCUGCUGUUGCUCGCUUUGAACAGGCUGAAGCUUGGAGUGCUCGCGCGCUUUCGGCUCAGCAGGGAGUGUGUGAUCGCUUUCACGAGCUCCUCCGCCAGUGCAUGAGUGAAUGGAAGCUCCGGCAAGGAA
Symbiodinium necroappetens is the source of this 5079-nucleotide messenger RNA. Lineage: Eukaryota; Dinophyceae; Suessiales; Symbiodiniaceae. The record is from the annotation of a GenBank genome assembly.